This is a messenger RNA of Lathyrus sativus (Indian pea), 459 nucleotides long. Lineage: Eukaryota; Viridiplantae; Streptophyta; Magnoliopsida; Fabales; Fabaceae. The record is from the annotation of a GenBank genome assembly.
AUGUGCAAGGCAGCAGAAAAAGAUGUUAGGAGCAUGAGUGGUUGUGCUCUCCUACUAACUUCUUGGGCAUUCACACGCAUCCCAUUGUUCGCUCCUAUCAACACUGUGGAACCAUCGUUUCCAUAUGCACAAAGGUGGACACAAAGGGGAAUGAAUUACCGUGCAACUCCUCGUUUCCAUCUCCAAGGAUAUCGAAACACGUUGGACCAUAUGCAAGAAAAAGAUUUUAUAUGGAGGCCGUACAUUCAGUAUCCGGUGCCGCGUCUAGAAGAUAGCCAAAUCUGGAGUGCAACAACUUACCUUGUUUGUUUCUACAUCGUUGAGAUGCAUCAAUCAGAUAGGGUAACACUCCAGUUUGGAUUUGACCAACAGAUCCCUCCACUUCCUAGGUGCUUGAAGGAACACCACGCAAUUACCAUGCGAAAAGCGCAAAAAGUUCAUUGGCAACAGUUAAAAUAG